AUGCCUGACUUGGCAAGUACAAUUGUUGAAUAUUGCAAGAAUUUAAAACACUUGAGGAUACAUAAUCCUGAUGACUUAAUGAAUGAAACUGCUCUAAAAAAGCUAACAGAGCUGGAAAAACUUGAAAGUUUAAUAUUGCUUCCUCGCAUUAAGCUCAAUACAGAAUCAAUAAUUGCAAUUUCAAACAAUUGUAAAAAACUUAAACGUUUAGAAAUUCCUAGUUGUGUUAUAUUACCAUCUGUUAAUGAUGAUUUUGAAGAUAGUACAAUUACUGCUAUUGCUAAUAAUUGUAAAAACCUAAAAAGUUUAGAUAUCCAAGGUAGCACUGGUCUUACUGAGACAGCUCUCGUUGCUUUAUCAAACUUGGAAAAUUCACAAAAACUAGACGUAAGUUAUCUUGAUAAAAUUACAGACAGCUCCCUCAUCAAAUUGAAAAGAUUAAAAGAAUUGCAUUGUGCAAUGACUUUUUCUAAUUCAAUAUGGUAUUAUUCAAUUGAAAAGAUUAGUGUCUGGUAUAUGAAUAAUAUUACAAUUGAUAUGGUUAUUGGUGCUGAUCAGACAACUAAAAAUCGUACAAAUGUACUAUCUUUCAAUAAUAACUCAUUUGAUUAUUUAUCUGUUCUUGAUGAGUUAUCAAAAUUGCAAUGUCUUGAACGUCUGAACUUGUGUUUUGCACAAGAUCUUAAAGACAGUACUAUUACUGCUAUUGCUAAUAAUUGUAAAAACCUAAAAAGUUUAGAUAUCCAAGGUAGCACUGGUCUUACUGAGACAGCUCUCGUUGCUUUAUCAAACUUGGAAAAUUUACAAAAACUAGACGUAAGUUAUCUUGAUAUAAUUACAGACAGCUUCCUUAUCAAAUUGAAAGGAUUAAAAGAAUUGUAUUGUAAUAAAUGCACGAACCUUACUGAUGUUGGUAUUAUUCAAUUUAUAAAAAAUAAUCCAGAUCUUGAACUUCUUAGUGUCUAUUGUAUUAACAAUAUAACAUUUGACAUGAUUAUUGCUGCUGAUCAGGCAACUAAAAAUCUUUGUGCCAAAUGGAAAGAAGCAUGUCAACUUGCUUGGUAUGACAUUAAAAAAUACAAAUGUAAAUCAUCAAUUGGCCGUUGUUAUGAUAACUGUUUGCUAACACAAUCAUACCUUGAGAAAAUAUUAUUAAGAUGUGUAUCAUCUAUUGAUGGUGAGCCACUUUCUUCUCCAUCUGUUCUUGAUGAGUUAUCAAAAUUACAAUAUCUUGAACAUCUAAACUUGCGUAAUUCAGAAAAUCUUAAAGAUAGUACAAUUACUGCUAUUGCUAAUAAUUGUAAAAACCUCAAAAGUUUAGAAAUCGAAUUGUGCGCAGGUAUUACUGAAACAGCUCUCGUUGGCUUAACAAACUUAAAAAAUUUACAAAAACUUAAUGUCAAUCGUCUUGAUAUAAUUACAGACAGCUUCCUUAUCAAAUUGAAAGGAUUAAAAGAAUUGCAUUGUGAUAAAUGCAAGCAACUUACUAAUGCUGGUAUUAUUCAAUUUAUAAAAAAUAAUCCAGAUCUUGAAUUUCUUGAUGUCUGCUCUACUGAUAAUAUUACAAUAAAUAUGACUGUUCAAAGAUUCAGAAAUCUUAAAAAAUUAACAUUAGUUGGCCUCUGUUUAGACAAAAUAAACCUUCAAGAAAUAGCAGACAUAACAACACUUGUUUAUCUUCACAUUGGACUAUAUAAAGAUAUACAUCAAAACCUUUCUCUAUUUAAUAAACUCGUUAAUUUGGAGUAUAUCGACUUAACGAUGAGACUUAAGUAUAAUUUGUAUGAGCUCUCUACAAAAGAACUUGAGACUAUUUUUUGUACAUGCAAAAAUCUUAAACAUCUUGAUAUUCCAGCUCGUCCUUAUGAUGUAGCUCGUGUUCCUCCUGAAAAAUGGAUAAACUUUCAAAACUUGGAAUAUCUUGGUAUUUAUUGUCGAUUAAUGCCUGACUUAGCAAAUACAAUUUUGACAGAGUUGGAAAAUCUUGAAUGCUUAAUAUUGUUUGGUCUGUUUGAUAUAAUGGAACUCGAUAACGAAUCAAUAAUCGCAAUUUCAAACAAUUGUAAAAAACUUAAACGUUUAGAAAUUCUUGGUUGUGCUAUAGUACCAUCUAUUGAUGGUGAGCCACUUUCUUCUCUAUCUGUUCUUGAUGAGUUAUCAAAAUUGCAAUAUCUUGAACAUCUAAAUUUGAGUUAUGUGAGAAAUCUUAAAGAUAGUACAAUUACUGCUAUUGCUAAUAAUUGUAAAAACCUAAAAAGUUUAAGUAUCCAAAUUUGCAGGGAUCUUACUGAGACAGCUCUCGUUGCUUUAUUAAACUUGGAAAAUUUACAAAAACUAGACGUAAGUUCUCUUGAUAUAAUUACAGACAGCUUCCUUAUCAAAUUGAAAGGAUUGAAAGAAUUGCAUUGUAAUGGAUGCAAGAAACUUACUAAUGCUGGUAUUAUUCAAUUUAUAAAAAAUAAUCCAGAUCUUGAAAUUCUUGUUGCCUAUCGUAUUGACAAUAUAACGAUUGACAUGAUAAUUGCUGCUGAUCAGGCAACUAAAAAUCGUACAAAUGGUAUCAUUUUACACAUAAUGAUGGAUAAUAUAAUCGGACAAUUAUUUUUACCUCACUUGUGCCUCUUCCACAUCCCUACAUAA
Molecule: messenger RNA, 2640 nt
Organism: Aphidius gifuensis
Lineage: Eukaryota; Metazoa; Arthropoda; Insecta; Hymenoptera; Braconidae
Product: putative adenylate cyclase regulatory protein
Exons: 8
Coding region: 1-2640 (879 amino acids)
Biological process (GO): SCF-dependent proteasomal ubiquitin-dependent protein catabolic process
Cellular component (GO): SCF ubiquitin ligase complex
Source: RefSeq, a predicted model, not a curated record